This is a messenger RNA of Didymella exigua CBS 183.55, 2489 nucleotides long. RefSeq names its product sodium/hydrogen exchanger 8 /H(+) exchanger 8. NCBI's taxonomy places the organism in Eukaryota, Fungi, Ascomycota, Dothideomycetes, Pleosporales, Didymellaceae. The coding region runs from base 332 to 2305 and encodes 657 amino acids. The record is from RefSeq and is a predicted model, not a curated record. Gene Ontology annotation, molecular function: sodium:proton antiporter activity. Gene Ontology annotation, biological process: proton transmembrane transport; vacuolar acidification; sodium ion transport. Gene Ontology annotation, cellular component: late endosome; early endosome; fungal-type vacuole membrane. The transcript is spliced from 6 exons.
CGCAGGUCAGGAGCUCCUCCAGUUCGUAGCUAGACGUCGUUCACUGCACGCCUCCUGUCGCAGACGCGUAUAUCUUGACCAGACCGCCUGCGCGCGUGCGCUGACUCCGGGGAAGCCGCUGCUAUCGAAGCUGCCGUGACUCGCGCAACGUGGUGCCUCAGACAAUCGUUGAUCAGUCGCUCCGCCGCCCUUGGUGACACCGAGCAUCAAGACAUCGAAGCCACCUAUCCUUCGCACCACCACGGCACACCCUGCACAUCCUGCACAUCCUCUGCACGCGUUUCCCGGCUCCCGCUGCUGAUGACAACGCGACUCGGGCCUUGAAGUCACCAUGGUGUCGACCGUCGCAUGGGCCGUAAUGCGCCAAUUGCUGAAGCGAGAUGCUGUCGAUGCAGACCCAGAUGAAGAAGCCCCAGAGGCAGGCCAGAAGGAGAUCUUCACAUCAUGGGCGCUUUCGAUAUUGAUCGUGCUGCUCAUCAUCGCGCUCUUCACAAGCUACAUUAUGCAGACGCGCAAAAUCCAGGCAGUUCACGAGACUGUCCUGUCCAUCUUCGCCGGUAUGGUCGUUGGCCUCGUGCUGCGACUGACUGCAGUGGGUUCGGUCUUGGACGCAGUCAGCUUCGACUACCAGAUGUUCUUCAACCUCCUACUGCCACCGAUCAUUCUCUCAGCUGGCUACGAACUGCAUCAAGGCAACUUCUUCCGACACAUUGGGAGUAUCCUUACCUUUGCUUUCGCUGGCACAUUCAUAUCCGCCGUCUCGCUCGGGCUCAUCCUGUUCCUUUGGACCCGUAUCCCUCUCGAUGGCUUCAAAAUCAACUUUGUCGAAGCCAUGUCAGUUGGCGCUACGCUCUCAGCCACCGACCCCGUUACGAUUCUCGCCAUCUUUGACACCUACAAAGUCGAACCGAAGCUGUAUACCCUCAUCUUUGGCGAAUCUAUCCUCAACGACGCCGUUGCUAUCGUCCUUUUCGAGACCGCACAAAAGUAUAAGGACGGCGCUGAGACACUUGGCAUCACAAGCUUGUUCGAAGCUUUUGGCAUCUUCUUCGGCGUCUUCUUUGGAAGUCUGUUCAUUGGUGUCAUGGUCGGAAUCGUCGCAUCGUUGACACUCAAGUUUACAUAUGUCAGACGCUAUCCCAAGACAGAAACAUGUCUCAUCAUCCUGGUCGCCUAUCUCACAUACUUCUUCUCCAACGCUAUUCACAUGUCCGGCAUUGUAUCUUUGCUCUUCUGCGGCAUCUGCCUCAAGCAUUAUGCGUACCACAACAUGUCUAGGCGCACUCAGUUGUCGACGAAGUUUGUCUUCCAGGUCACCUCGCAACUGUCGGAGAAUUUCAUCUUCAUCUACCUCGGACUCUCGCUUUUCACAGACAAGCAGCUUGACUUCAAGCCUCUCUUCAUCCUCAUCACCGUCUUCGGCAUCUGCGCUGCUCGCUGGGCAGCCGUCUUCCCCCUUUCGAAAGCUAUCAACGCUGUCUCGAGAUACCGCCAGCGACGCCGUGGUGUCGAAACGACCGAAGAGGAAAUUCCGUACGCCCACCAGGCCAUGAUCUACUGGGCAGGACUACGUGGUGCAGUCGGUGUUGCUCUUGCAGCAGGUCUGACAGGCAACAAUGGCGAUACCCUCCGUGCUACGGUGCUUGUGGUGGUUGUGUUGACUGUCAUUAUCUUCGGUGGUACCACGGCACGUAUGUUGGAGAUCAUGGGUAUUCGCACUGGAGUGGUGGAAGAGAUUGACUCUGAUGACGAGUUCGACAUCGAAGUGGUCAAUGGCGGCACGUUCCAGCGCAACGCGGGCUCAGGUAUAGGGCACACGCCUAAAUCUAGCCAGAACGGCUUCGGGCUGACCAACGUGAAUGGCGCAUACUCGAGCGGCUCCCUGAACCGCAACAGCCCACCUACGCGACCGAACGGACAACCAAUGCGACGCAACUCUAGCAAACAACGCUCUGCAGAUGGUGCCGACCGAGGCCUUCUCAGCCCUGGCGACAGUAACUCCGCAGACGAGGACGAUGCAGACCUUGAUUUGCCGCCAAGCGUGCGCAGGUCGCCAAACCGACAAUCCUCCCCACUUGACACAACAAUCGACCCUCUUUACCCGACCUCAGGUCAUAGGAUGGCUGAGACUGGGCCAACAGAGGGGUCGAGCAGAGUGGCCACAGCGACGGGUGCAGUAAAGCAGCUGUUCAACGAUAUCAGCCAUGACCCGGCAAGCGCAUUCAAGCAGAUUGAUGAUGGGUUCUUGAAACCGCAUUUGCUUCUCGACCCCGGGCAUGGUAAGCCUGGGCCAAGCAAUGUGUGAAGGUUGGAUAUUUUAGCAUUUGAGCAUCUCUGGCGUUAUUGGGAGUGUGCAUCAUUACAUCGUUCUACGGAACUGGUGAUACAUGUUACGAACGCCGUGACUACAAAAUCUCGCGGCGCAGUUAGGCUGUAGCAUUAUGCCUGAUCCAAGUUGGCAGGCUGUUGAAUUGACUUGUUCAUCCCAC